AUGGAUCUCUCUCGGAUCCUUGCCGCGAAUAUUGACGGCCGAACCCAAAAUACUCGUUAUCGCCAAUCCCAAUUUCAAAAACUUCAAUCAACGCUCGUGGCGCAUAUCGCCGAUAUUCAAGAUGCUAUCCUUUCGGAUUCAGGCCAUACUCGAGCCGAAGUGCGCGCGGAGAUUGUACUCGCGUUGCAAGAGCUUCGAGCACAUUACUCUGGCUUGAGUCUAGAGAAAGAUCUCCAGGUCGAGUAUCGAAUUGCGCGCGGCAAGGAUAAUCCAGAUGGGACACGCGGUGUUGGUAUAGUUUACAUUGUGCCGAGCCCUCACACACUUUUCUACUCGGCUAUGUCCGCGCUAAGUGCAGCACUGGCAGCGGGGAACUGUAUCGUCAUUGAGCUACCUCAAACUACCGGCAUGCUUCCAGCACUGCUCCGAAAUAUUUUGCCCGAAGCAUUGGAUCAAGACACAUUCGCCAUCACGUCGCAAAAGCCAGACGCAUCGUUCCUGGCCAAGGCCCUGGUGGUCGUGCAGACCGGCGGAAGCUAUCCAGGCCUUGUUUCACCCUCGGACUUGAGAGUGGUCGCCAUUGUGGACCGUACGGGCGACGUGGCUCAAGCAGCGCAGGAAAUGGUCGCAGCGCGAUUUGCACUGGGUGGUCGCUCGCCAUACAGCCCCGAUGUGGUAUUCGUGCACGAGUUCGCGAUGAAACCCUUCGUGGAAGCGGUGAUCACACACGCAUCCAAGUACCUCGCCGGCGAAAAUGGGGCGGCGAGGUCUCUCACCCGAAGAUCUAGCCGAUCUAUCCUAAUGGAGGCUGUAAAGAAGGAUCGGAGUGCCCGGGUCUUGGUAUCGGGGAGUAAUUGGGGAGUUGUGGAAGUCCAAGAUCGCCAAUCACCACUUCUGAAGAAGAAGAUAGAAGAGAAAAUACUUCUGGUCCAUCCGGUGACCAGUCUGGAUGAUGCAAUUGAUACCAACACCGAAACACUGGCAGCAACUUAUGCCUUUGCUGCACCAUCUUCAGCCAAGUAUCUCACGCAGUUCAUCGAUGCCCAUAUAUCAUGGGUAAAUCAUGCUCCGAGCCACAUGCUCAUCGGACCUGCACUCCCUCGAAACACACCACCUACUCAGACUCGCUAUACAAAGAGCCAGUUUGAGGUUCCACGUCCACAGUUGAUAACCCCGGUCUCAAGCUCCGUGGACACGAUUCUCGGUGGUACAAGCAAAGCCGAUCAGUUGUGGAGGGAUGCCAUUGCACCACUGCCAUCGACAAAGCAGAGGCCUGGAUUUAAGAUCGGGUUCUUCGAGCAAGGGAUCAUUACAGGUGGAUUGAUCACGCUUGGUUCCCUGGUUGCAACAGUAUCCACGGUGGGGUAUUAUGUCUGGAUUUUGGUCAGGGGUUGA
Penicillium brevicompactum is the source of this 1395-nucleotide messenger RNA. RefSeq lists its product as uncharacterized. The transcript is spliced from 5 exons. Gene Ontology annotation, molecular function: oxidoreductase activity, acting on the aldehyde or oxo group of donors, NAD or NADP as acceptor. Bases 1 to 1395 code for a protein of 464 amino acids. Lineage: Eukaryota; Fungi; Ascomycota; Eurotiomycetes; Eurotiales; Aspergillaceae. The record is from RefSeq and is a predicted model, not a curated record.